Messenger RNA from Solanum dulcamara, 875 nucleotides. RefSeq lists its product as uncharacterized. The transcript has 6 exons. NCBI's taxonomy places the organism in Eukaryota, Viridiplantae, Streptophyta, Magnoliopsida, Solanales, Solanaceae. The record is from RefSeq and is a predicted model, not a curated record. Bases 59 to 562 code for a protein of 167 amino acids. Gene Ontology annotation, cellular component: Cul4-RING E3 ubiquitin ligase complex. Gene Ontology annotation, biological process: positive regulation of proteasomal ubiquitin-dependent protein catabolic process.
AGACUAUUAAGGGGGGAACAAUAUUUUCGCCUUGAAUCAAUUUUGCAGUGCGGUAACUAUGGAGGAUAGCUCAUCAUCCAUUCCUCCGAACAAUGCGUCAACUUCCGGUGCGGCCAAAUACCUAGCCGGCCUCCCUUCUCGAGGCCUCUUUUCCUCCACCGUACUCUCCUCUACUCCGGGUGGAAUGCGAGUAUAUGUUUGCGAUCAUGAAACGUCACCUCCGGAGGACCAGCUUAUUAAGACAAACCAGCAAAACAUAUUGAUUAGGUCUCUCAUGCUUAAGAAGCAGAGAGGUGACUAUAGUUCAAAAGAUGGCAAGGGGGUUUCCUCAAGUGACAAUGGUAGAAAAAGAGCUGCUGAUAAAGCAUUGGAUAGUAGGGCAUCAACCAAGAAGGCUACCACCAGUAACAACGUUGCCUCUACCCAAGAAACUUCAAAAACUCGUACACCUGAAAUACAAAAUUUGACUGUUGAGAAGCUACGGGCUCUGUUAAAGGAGAAAGGUCUUUCACUGAGAGGAAGGAAGGAUGAACUAAUUGCUCGGUUAAGGGGAGACACAUGACUUAGCAUAUUCCAAGAGUUUGAGGCAGCUGAUUCCAAAUUCCGUUUUGUACACCAAGCAGCUGGGCGAAGUAGUCUUUUGCUUCUCUAUGAUGGGUUCUUUACAAAUUACAACUAAUUAAAGAGUCAACCUAUGGCCUUACAACUCUCUGCACGUUUUUUGUUCUUGUUGUAUGCUAUAGCAUUUUGUUAAAUUGUGAGGGUGCACUCCACUUGUGCCUUAAUAGUUGUAUCAUACUUCUAAUAUGUGAAAAAACUGCAUGUCAAAGUUUUGCUAGUCUUUGCAAAUUCGCAAUGAAACUGGUCUUUCAAAA